Molecule: messenger RNA, 6520 nt
Organism: Columba livia (rock pigeon)
Lineage: Eukaryota; Metazoa; Chordata; Aves; Columbiformes; Columbidae
Gene: NMUR2
Product: neuromedin U receptor 2
Exons: 4
Coding region: 1452-2642 (396 amino acids)
Biological process (GO): neuropeptide signaling pathway
Cellular component (GO): plasma membrane
Molecular function (GO): neuromedin U receptor activity
Source: RefSeq, a predicted model, not a curated record
GGAGUAGUUUGCAUCUUCCUUGGGAAACUUGAUUUUUUCAAGAUUUUGGAGGACAUGCCAGCCAAAAGGGCUGUUCUUCUGCUCCUGGAUGUUUAAAAAUAUGCCGUCUUAAGUUAGCAGCCACAGAGACUCAGUUAGAUGGCCAAACAGAGCAAAUAAGGUGGUUCUUCACACAUAGAUAGUAGACCCAAGGAGCUCGUUACCAAACAAUGUGAGGGAUGUAAAACAUCUACAUAGCUUCAAGGAGGGGGACUGGGCAGGUACUCAAAAGUGAGAGCUAGUGAGGGGUACUGGGCACACAAAUUGCAUGUUGGGCUGACAGUGUCCCUAAAACCAGCCCUCAGCUUUUGCACCUCUUCUAUUCCAAAUGGCUAAACUUUUUCUAAUCUCAGAAGAUGACACCCAUGCACUUUGAAGCCUUUUUGUUUUUGAGAAAUUCUGUAUGAAAUCAAGUAUUCAUAAGGAGCUAAAUGAUCUAUUUUGACACAGCCAUCAUCCACACAGGCUACAUUUUUUUGGCUCAGAAAGUGUUUCCAGAAUGGUUGUCAUUCAGGAAGAAAUAGGGGUUUAUAAAAAUUCAUGUAGAUUUAGUCCCAGAGGCAAUAAAUGUGUCUUUGGAAUUAAUAUGGUCUUCAGAAAGAUUCCCAAACCAAGACUAGCUGUGAAUAUGGAAUCAGAUUCCAGCAUAACAGGAAAGUGAGAAAAAUAUUUUUAUAACAAUAAGAAGAGCAAUUAAAAUCCUUUGUCAGAUUUCAGGAGGAAAAAAAAAAAGUGUUUAAAAAUAGGCUGAAAUGUUAUUGUAGCCUAAUUCCACAUGAAUGACUACAAAAAUGGGUUGUCUUUCUACCACUCAAACUGUUUCCAAGUAUCUGCUGUCAUAGACAACAGAACAUAACAAUCUGAAAAAUAAAAUCAUGCCAGAUUUUUUUUUUUCGCUUGUGUCUCAUAACUGGAUGUAGCAUCAAUAUAAUUUAGUAGAAGAUUUUUGGACUGAGUUUUGGGUUUGUUUUGUUUUGCGUUUUUUUUUUGGUCUGCUUUCCCACCGUCUGACAAAUACAAACAUCUUGCAGUUUGUCUCACAUUCUAUAUUUCAGAUUCCCAGCUCUCUAACUCCCACAUUUCUGAUUCUGUAAAUGCAUCUGCUACAGGAGCUGAUACAAGUAGCUGUAACCUCUUCUCUUACUCUAUAAUCUAAUGCACUUAGCGAGCCAAUGAAUAUGUGUGAAAGGAGGGGCUUUCUGGCUAAGGGACUCCUUGCAGGGGAACAGCUGUUAGAACAGCAAAACCUCAACCGAAGCCAGGCACACACAUCUCUCAGUGGUUUUGUGCAUCUAGGUCUGGCAAGACAAUUCCCUCCUCUCUUUCUCUCACUGCAAAAAGUGAGAAAACUAGCACAAAGAAACUUAAAGAAGACGUGAUCUCAAUUGUGAAACGUUUCAGAAGAUCCAGUAAUGGCCUGGAUCAGCAAUAUCUCCUGGUUUAAUCACUUUGCUCUCCAUGAAGAACGUUUCAGGAGGUACUUGAACAGCACUGAGGAUUACUUAGCCUUCCUAUGUGGGCCCAGACGGAGCCAUCUGUUCUUGCCUAUGGCUUUGGUGUACACCCUCAUCUUUGUUGUUGGGGUGGUAGGUAACUUCUUAGUUUGCCUAGUAAUCCUCAAGCAUCGGAACAUGAAGACCCCAACCAAUUACUAUCUCUUCAGCCUUGCCAUCUCAGACCUGCUUGUGCUGCUUUUUGGGAUGCCACUGGAAGUCUAUGAGAUGUGGAGCAACUACCCCUUCUUGUUUGGGCCUGUUGGCUGCUAUUUCAAGACAGCGCUCUUUGAGACUGUGUGUUUUGCCUCCAUCCUCAGCGUGACCACAGUCAGUGUGGAGAGAUACAUCGCUGUCCUUCAUCCUUUCCGUGCCAAGCUGAAGAGCACUCGCAAGCGUGCCCUGAGGACCAUCGUGGUGCUCUGGGUGCUCUCUGUCCUCUUUGCCCUCCCCAACACGGGCACCCAUGGCAUCAUGCUGCAGUAUUUCCCCAAUGGCACCCUGGUCCCCGGCUCUGCUACCUGCACUGUAGUCAUGCCCAUGUGGAUCUACAACUGCAUUGUCCAGAUUACUUCAUUUCUUUUCUAUUUGCUGCCUAUGGGGGUAAUAAGUGUGCUGUACUAUCUGAUGGGGCUAAGACUGAAAGGAGAUAAAUCUUUGGAAGUGGAGGAAGUGGCUAUGAACGUUCAGAGACCAUCCAGGAAAUCAGUCACCAAGAUGCUAUUUGUCCUCGUGAUGGUUUUUGCGAUCUGCUGGGCUCCAUUCCAUAUAGAUCGACUUUUCUUCAGCUUUGUUGUGGAAUGGACUGAGCCUCUGGCUAAUAUAUUCAACUUAAUUCAUGUGGUGUCAGGUAUUUUCUUCUAUCUGAGCUCUGCUGUGAACCCCAUCAUUUACAAUCUGUUGUCCCAGCGCUUCAGGAUGGCUUUCCUCAGUGUGAUUUCUCCUUGCUGCAAGCAUUGGGCCCCUACACAUCCCUCUAGCAAGACACCUGCCCAGCAGAGCAUCUUCGUGAUUGAGGACCACAAUCUCAUGGACUCUGCUGAAGACACAAGUCUCCCUGGCACCCACAGGACAUCUGUCAGCAGUUCUCAGCUCUCCACUGGUCUGUGACUUUCCAUGUUGUGAUCCAGGUGAAACAGAAGUUAAAAAAAAUUACUUUAAGAAACAAAAAGAGGAGACACCCUCCUAAAAGACUUAUUUCAGCAAGAAGAGCUCACAGAGAGUGUCUUCGAUGAACGAAUGAGGAGUCUGUAAUUAGCUGUUGAUUGAGAAGCAUUGUAUUACUCUUAUGCUAAUAGGAGGGCUGGAAAUCUCAGUUUAUUGUGUGCAAGAGAAGAGCUGCUUUAUAUAAACAGGUCACACUCCCAAUGUUACCAGCACAGGAAGGAGACACAGCUUAUCCAAGUCUUACUGAAUGUAUUUUGUGCACCAGCCUAAAUGUCAGUUUUUACUUAGUCUGAAAUAGGGCAACUUGCUGCACAAGUCUACCCACUUCUAGCUUUAAGUAAACCAGCCUCGUUUCUCUCUCCUAUGACCUUCUCGAGGUGUGACUGUUGCAAGCCUCUCUUGGCAACAUAAGCAAAUAGGCAUGAAGAAGAGCAUCUCUGAGCUGGACCAGUAAACAUCAGACACCAGCAAUAACUAUUUCUGAACUAGAAAAAACAGGGAGCCAACAAUUGUAAAUUAAAAAUAAAGUGAAUUUUUGCUUUGAGCUAGGUGAACAUUCGGAUGGGGGGUGGUGAUUAAUGCCUUGAAUCACAUCAUCAAAAAAAUCUACUGUUUAGAGGGUUAUUUUUAACAAGUCUCAAAGUCACUGCCGCAUCUCCUCAUACUAUGUCUGACAGUAUCUACACAGUGUUGAAAUGGCACAUGCGUGCCACAAAACCAUCUACAUUAUCUGGGAAAUAGCCACUGGGGGGAGCAGGGGAGACACUCGGGAUAUUCCUGGUGUGACUCUCUUGCUCAAAAUACAGCUAGUGAGGGAUAACUGCUUAGGUAAUGUGAAAAGUCUGCAGCCUUUGGAGGCUUGUCCUGUGCAUCAGGCAGUUUUAUUUUUGCCCAUCUACCUGAACUCAGUCUGACCAUGUGCAAAGGGGCUGUAGUAGGUCCCUGAUAUGUCCCAUGUUCUGCAGUUUGCAAGAACUUCUUAUAAUUGCUUGAAUUUGAGAUAUUUCUGCGAGUGAAGCCCUAUGGUCAUGCUUCAGCAGACUUCACACCUGCCCAUACCAGGUGGAUUACCGAAAUCAGAGAUCUCUGUGGGGUUAGCAACCACCAGGAAAAAGCCUGGACAGCAUUCACAACACAUGGAAUUGAGACAAAACUGCAGCAUCAGAGAAACUGAUACAAAGGCAACAGAAAAAGGAGUUUUGCAGUGAUAUUGCAUCUAUUGAAUUCAUGUUUUGCCAUGGACCACAAUAUAAGGUCUGAGAAUCUUUCCUGCAUCGCAGGAAUGUGAACAGAUCAUGAAGGCAGUACAUGUACAUCCAAGCUGAUGAGUUCCUGAGUUCUUUCCACUGCAAGGUCAGGACUCUAUUUUGUAAAGGGAGACCAGGGUGAAUCCAUUACAUGACAGAGAAUUUUACAAACCUCUGUGCCCCAAGUUACAAAGCCUGUUUGUUGUGUUUCAGAGAAAUGCCUUCCUUGUACAUUGUGACACAGGUCUAGGUUUAGCUGCCAUGCUGGGCUCAGGCUUGGCCCCCACUGCCACAGAAAAUCACCCAGUGUGUGUCAUCAAGCAGCUGGGACUUACGCAGUCAGAGUACACAGAUUUAUCAUAACGAAUACAAACAUUAGAUAUUCAACGAUGAUACACCAUAUGCAUAAAGGCUUAUUCCAGUCUGCUCACUGGGGAUCCAGAUGACAUUUCCCACCAAAAGAGGAAGGGGUUAUUCUGCUACAGUGGGCUCUUACCUGGUUUGCAGUCUUCUGUUUUGCCUCUCCCUGUGGGACUCUUGGGUGAGGUGAGAGCUGGGCUCUCAUGGAAGCUGUUGAGUCACCUUUUCAUGCAGAACAAGGGGAAUUUUAGCCCAUGUUUUUUGUCAGACCCAUUUUACCAGCUGCGAUCUUCAGAAACAAGCCAUGGGGAGAGUAAACACACACAAGGCCCUGGAGAGAAAAGGCAAUUCCUGCUCCCUGAGGAAACAGCUGAAAUGCUUUGCCACCCCCAAGUGGACACUUGAGUUUUAUCAGUGACAUUUACAUUUCUAGUCAUUAGUAUGUAUUAACACUUUUUCCUCCACCAGCCAUUACAGGGUGUUUUCCCUCUGGAUUUGCUGUGCUGGUCGUGCAGCACUGUGAGUGCGCAGAUCCCUGUUCUCUUGCUGGGCACUGAGCUCUGUGCUCCCACUAAUGUCUGAGGAUCUCCUGGGCAGCGGCCUUGCAGGAUUUCCUCCAUCACCCUGUGCCUCACUUGUGCAACUCCCUAACUGAGCCCAGGGUUUAUCCUCCUUAAUCCCAGCAUGUCUUCUCCACUGUCCUAGACACCCAGCCAAAGGAGCGAGGAGACAGUAUAGUUUGAUGUACUCACACAUCCACUGUAUGUUGAAGACAUGCUUCUGCAAGAUUUUGUGGCUUUUUGAAUGCAUCUUACACAUUUGGGACCAGACAUCAUCUUGUGUUAGUGCACAGAAAGCCAUCCAUGAGUGAUGCUGCUCUCUUCACCUCCCUUUAUGGGAGAAUUGUAACCUUGGCUGCAAAGCUCAGAGUUGUUAAAUGCAUUUCUGACUUGCAGAUGAGCACACAGACCCGCAGUCAGGACUGGGGUGUGAAGCUGUAAGGUGAAGGUUUUGUGUGAUCUCAAAUAAAAUGGCCAAAUAUUUGUUCCUUGGGCUUUGUGAGGAAGUGGUGAGGGAGAAAAAGCAUGUCUGGAUGGGGAAAUUUUAGAAGAGAAAUAGCGAGAAGCAAAUGACCAGGAACUCACCUCCUGUUGUAAACAACUUCUUCCUUUUUUUCUUUUUUUCUUCUUUUUUCUCCUAAAAGCAGUUUUUAGCACAUUUAAUUUGGUAUCAGUCAAAAGAAGUGACACUCAUAACAAAAAAAUACUGAGAUUUUUGGCAAAGCACUCAAAGGAAAAAUGAAAACAUGUGGUCUUGCACAAAGCCAAACCUUCUUUGAAAGUGUUAUUGGGAGAGACGUCAAAAUUCUUCUAAAUUCUGCUAAAAAAUAAAAAAAAUGCAGUGAAAAAAAAAGUCGCCUGGCUUGAGUUUGAGUGCUCCGAGUUAAAUACCCUGUGACAGCACAGCUCAGUUCCCCCUUGUUCCUGAGGGCACAUCUCGAGAAUGUAGUACAUGUCCACUGGAGGCUUUUCUUCCCAAAAGGUCAAUGCUUGAGUUAUUUAUCACUCUGAUAUUUACCUGGCUGAAUUUUCUAGUUCUGGAAGCUGGAUCCAAACAUGAAAAUACUGAGAAGAUGGAUAGAGAUGUCAUGAAAGCCAAUGGUAUUACUUUAUUUAUACAUCUAGCAGCUUUUAUGGCCAAAUGCUGAAAAAUGUUGGCAACUGGCUGAGAGAAAUUUCUCUUGCAAGGAACAAAGAACAACUCACUUUUCCCCAAAGUGGUCUAGUGUGAUAAAAAUAUAUUUAUUUGAAAUCAAGUGUGACUUCCUAGACAGAACUGUCUAUUGAUUUAUUUCUCUGCUUCUUCUUCCCUCUGGGAAAUGUGCAAGUGUAUGAGCAGAAAGUGGUUAGUGCAGGGGCAACACUCCAGCACUAUGGACAGUUUGAAAUGUGUUGCAAAGAAGCACCUAAACGAGAGAAUUGCUUGCAUUGCCAAUGAGUGAUACUCAGAUCUAAUGCCAGGUUCAGUACUGGAAAAAACAUCAUGACAGCAAGUGGACAAUUCUGUUAGGUUUAUAUGAAGAGUUUUUGGAUACUACUGUGUUUUGAAAUGUUUAAAUCAUGGCUUACCAGUGAAACUAAAUGUAUACUUUAUCUGCAGAGCUGGUUAUAUGUAUCUGUGCGUAACAUGAAAAUAAAUAUACUAGAGACUCUC